Messenger RNA from Amoebophrya sp. A120, 1692 nucleotides. The record is from the annotation of a GenBank genome assembly. NCBI's taxonomy places the organism in Eukaryota, Dinophyceae, Syndiniales, Amoebophryaceae.
AGUGGGUCGCCGCGAAGGAAGGCCGUGCGACUUUGCGAACGCCGAGGCCAAACCCAAACUAAGGAAUGGCACUCGCAUGCGCACGCUCCUUUUUUCUACUUUUUUGCUUCGAGGAAUGCUGGCUCUCAAGUUCAAUAUUGGGCGAUAACCUGAAAGAAGUAGUGGUGCUAGAAAUACUAAUAGAUUACGGAAGACCUAAGACCCAUCGGGAAGGAAUAUGUGCAUAUGGUUCACACUCUUUGCGACGCGGACACGGUGGGACUCUUGGACUUUCUUGCAAGAGGUGCGUGCAGUGCCGCUGCAAAAACUUUUGUUUGGCAGGGAGCUGCCGGCUUGACUGAUUUUUGAUCUGCUGGUGGUGCCACAGCUUGCUGCACAUAUUGUCAAGGCCCACGAAACGAGAAGUGAGCAAGUUGCAGCUCUCGUUAGGGUUACGACUGCUCCUGCCGUGACCACCUCUCUCUUUUGAUCGACGUGUACGAUUUAUUUCUGCAGACAGUUGUAGUUUAUACGAUGGAUCUCCGUGGCCGCGUCUUUUUUUAUCGAAAAAAGGAAGUUGCGACGCAGGAGGACCAUCAGCAGCCAUUCGUAAGUAUUGCGACGUCAGAAAAUAGAACAUCAAGACUAAAAAUAAACUCAUGAAAGUACUGUACAAGUUGCACAACACAAACACACAGCCACAUAUGUAUGAUUUUUAUCACAUGUAUGAUUUUAUUUCAUGGACACGCUUUUUCUCGCAAUCUCCCCGAGAGAGAGAGACUCGGGUCUACUAUGAGUAUGACACAGAUAGUACUAUUAAGGCUAAUCGCUAAUGCUUGGUCUCGAUCUCGUCACUCACAUGCGUGUUUCUUAGACAGAGUAAGCAACGCGAAUCGUAGAGGCCAGGUUCGUUCCGUUCGUGGUGCAAGCAGAGAAAUACUACAUACGUCCAGGAAACCAUUUUUCUUUGAUUUGGAAGGUGCAAACAACACCCAGCGCGGGAGCUUGUGCGACAACUUAUUGCGCCACUUUUUGACCUUUUCGCUGGUAAUAUCUAAUAUGCAGCUGGGCCGAUGGUACAAUUUGUUAUGCAUUCAGUGGGGUUUCUGUUUCGCACAAGUAGCUCUAGCGCGGGUGUUUGACCUUUUGCUUUUGGGUGGAUCUUCCCCAUCAAGGGCAUGACGUGACGAAAGACCUAGAGAAUCAACAAUAUUCAAGGAUGAGAGAUCGAUAAAAGCCAUAUACAAAGAAGGUCUUUGGAUGGCAUGGGGCGCUGCUCCGUAUGUGAUGGAUCGCCGCAGCAGCAACCUGAUGCAUCCCGGCGCUAUCCCGCCGCAUAAACAGCUGCCCCGCAGAAGUGGACAAUGUACACCUUUGUUGCGCAGUCUAACUCUAAGGGAAGUUAAAGGAACUGCUGAAGAAGCAGGUAUUAGUGGAGAAAGCACCGAAUUUUUGAAGACCUGAGGUACUCCGCAGGUAGAAGAUAUCUCGUGGUCCACAACUUGGUCUCGGACCACAUCAAAUAGAUCAUGAACAUAAAUAUUUAUUACUUAGUCAAAAAAGUAGUGUAGCAAGAAGGUCCUCUACUUUCAAUUUUAUGUAUGAUGAACUUCAUCAAGACAACUCUGCUCUACUCCCAGACUCAGCUGGAGCCCCAAGGAACCAACACAAGUAUCAUGGAAAAUGCCAUACUUACCUUCUCCACUACUUGAU